Podospora anserina S mat+ is the source of this 714-nucleotide messenger RNA. RefSeq lists its product as uncharacterized. Lineage: Eukaryota; Fungi; Ascomycota; Sordariomycetes; Sordariales; Podosporaceae. The transcript has 3 exons. Bases 1 to 714 code for a protein of 237 amino acids. The record is from RefSeq and is a predicted model, not a curated record.
AUGCAACUCCUCUCCCUCCUAGCCCUCGGACUCUCCACAACCCCUUGCCUCGCCGCCGUCGCCGCCCCGGCCGAAGCAGCCCGCCUCCCGGCCUCAGAAGUCAUCCGCAACCUCGAGCUCCUCACCCGCUCCACCCGGGACCUCAUCCCGGCUGCCCGUGACCUCUCCACUCGCGCCGCCGUUCAGUUCAGGGACAACGAACGCGGCCCCUUCGCAACCGUAGUCGACGGCCUCGAAGACCUCGCCUCCACCGCCACCUCGGACCGCAACUCCAUCAUCGACGAGGACCGCCGCGGCCGCGAGCCAACGUACAUCGGCCGUGACGCCCGCAAUAUCGACAAGGCUAUCAGCGAUCUGUUUGACCGGGCCAAAGAGCUGAGUGAGCGUAUUGGCGAUGAGAGUAGAUUUGGACGGUUGUUCUCCAACGUUGGGAGCAAGGUGGGACGGGGGUUGGAGAGGUGGGGGGAUGCGGUUUAUGAAUUGGCCAAGACGAUUGAUGACCGCGUUGAUGGUGGGCUCGAGACGGGGACUUGGAGGGAGGUGUUGAGGGUUACGGGGACGAUUGACAAGGUUGUUAAUGAUUAUACUAGUGGACGGGUGAGGUUGAGCAGCAUCCUUAGGGAUAUUGGACGGCCGGGGGAUAGGGCUGGGGGGAUUAGCAUUGAUUUGGGGUUGAGGCCUAUUGGGUUGAGGCUUGGUGCUGGGAGGGUUUAA